Molecule: messenger RNA, 4716 nt
Organism: Cheilinus undulatus (humphead wrasse)
Lineage: Eukaryota; Metazoa; Chordata; Actinopteri; Labriformes; Labridae
Product: stonustoxin subunit alpha-like
Exons: 9
Coding region: 133-954 (273 amino acids)
Molecular function (GO): protein binding
Source: RefSeq, a predicted model, not a curated record
AAGAACAAAGAUCAGCAACUGAGUGUCUGUAACCUCUCAGAGAGAAGCUGUGGAGCUCUGUCCUCAGUCCUCAGCUCCUCCAGUCUCAGAGAUCUGGACCUGAGUAACAACGACCUGCAGGAUUCAGGAGUGAUGCUGCUGUCUUCUGGACUGGAGAGUCCACACUGCAGACUGGACUCUCUCAGUCUGUCUGGCUGUUUGGUCACAGAGGAAGGCUGUUCUUCUCUGGCCUCAGCUCUGAGCUCCUCCUGUCUGACAAAGCUAGACCUGAGCUACAAUCAUCCAGGAGAAGGAGGAGAGAAACUACUGUCUGCUCUACAGAAGGAUCCACACUGCAGACUGGAGACACUGAGACUGGACCAUGGGGGAUGGCACAAUCUGAAACCAGGUCUGAAGAAGUACGCCUGUGAGCUGGAAGUGGACACAAACACAGUGAACAGAAACCUCAAACUGUCUGACAACAACAGGACGGUGACAGGUGUGGAGGAGGAUCAGUCAUAUCCUGAUCAUCCAGACAGGUUUGAUAAUUGGUCCCAACUGCUGUGUCGGACUGGUCUGACCGGUCGCUGUUACUGGGAGUUCGAGUGGAGAGGAGAGGUUAAUGUUUCGGUGAGUUACAGAGGAAUCAGACGGAGAGGGGACUAUGAUGAAUGUGUGUUUGGACGUAAUGAUCAGUCCUGGAUUCUGAGCUGCUCUGAUGAUGGUUACUCUGUCUAUCACAAUGACAUAGAAACAAAAAUCUCCUCCUCCUCCUCCUGUUCAUCCUCUAGUAGAGUAGGGGUGUAUCUGGACCAUCCUGCUGGCUCUCUGUCCUUCUACAGAGUCUCCUCUGACAGACUGAUCCACCUCCACACCUUCAACACCACAUUCACUGAACCCCUCUAUCCUGGGUUUGGGGUUUGGUCCACAUAUUUGGGUUCCUCAGGUUCCUUGGUGUCUCUGUGUUCUCUGUAGCUCAAAACUCUGCUGUCUGAAUCCAAAGCUUAGUCAGACUAUGAAUCUGAUUUUUUUGUUCAAAGCUUGACAGUCAUCUUGUAUUAGUGUUGAUAUCUCUGUUUAAAUAGUCAGCAGUCAUUUUUAUAUGAUCAAGUCCAGAAUGGCUCAUUUUAGAGCUGUUUUAGCUCAGAUACUUCUUGUUUUGUCUGUUGAAGCCCACUGGCAAAAACAGCUGAUCAGAGACACUGAGGUGGAAGAGUACGUAGCCUGUAGCCCAAGCUCACACUGAAAAAAAUAGUGCCAAACACAGCAGCCUUCUGGAUAAAAAUUAAAGGUUGUUGUUUUUGGUCCAUUUUGAAGCCUGUAGGUAAAAUGGGCUAAAGAGCAGGGUCAGAGAGGGACCUUCAGUGUCAGAGAGAUAUGAGUGAAAUAAUAGAAGAAAAGAAGAAAUUUCUUCAAGCACAUAGACAUACUCAUGGUUACUAAAUGCUGCUCCAGGAAACAGCAGUGUGAUGACUGUACAGAAAGGGUUCGGAGUUCUCUGUCCAUGUUCAUAAUCUGCAUCUCUUCUCGUCUCUCUGGCCACCACAGAGUCUUGAUAUCAACCAAUCAGAGCGAGAGACGAGCUAACGCAGGCAUCAUAGACCAAACAGUCAAAGUGAACAGCAGAGCCAGAAAUAAGCUGUGAAAAGCUCUAAAAGCAGUCAGAGAUGUAAGGACAGACAGCCAGAGUUUUUACAGUUUUCACUUUUGAAACUUUAUCAAUAAUAUAACAGCUAUUCAAAGUCAUCUUUUCACCACUAACAACACCGUCCUCUUAUUCUACUGAAAUCUCUACAUUAUUCUAUUGGAUGUUUGACUUUAUGGAAGGUUAGCUGUUAAAGCAGUAAACAGGCUUCUCUAAUGUGAUUUGUGUUUGAUAGGAAACUUCUCAUGUUAAAAUAUGAAAAAACAACAAAUUCAGCCCAACUACAAUAUGAUCUUUAUAAAGGAAAUACCGUUCUUCCCUUAUUCAUCAAUAAUCCUGGAUUUCUCACUGGAUUUCCACCACAAAUUGCACCUCAAACUAGUAAAGUUUUUACCCACGCUGUUAAAAACUGGAUUCUGAUUCAUCAGCCUGGACAGCCCUGAACAGCAGCAGGUCUCAUUAGGCCUGGGAGAUGGUUUGGGGACAGAGGGACAUUUGUGAAAAUCAUUCAUUUGACAUAUUUACUCAUUAGAAUAUAACCAACAUAGACUCUGUGUAAAUGUAAAAAGGGAGAGCUUAAUAUGAUGCACGUUAACUUAUUUCAGCAGGGAGGAACAUGGUAAAAAACGACUGCAGAGUGAAAACCAGAGCAGCUCAGCUCAGCAAACAUGCUGUCUGAAAGGGACUUUUCCAGAAAGAAUGAAGAAGACUUUCGUUGGCUGUUUUUAUUCUAAGAAGAUUUGAUGUGAGCUGAAGAACUAACCAACUGAUCACAGCUGCUCUCUCUCUCUCUCUCUCUCAUCCUCAUGGAGCCCAGUCCUGUCCACACCUCGGACCAGUUUUUGUCUGCUCUUUGUAAACAUGACUUUUCAGGACAUGGUGUUUAAUUCCUGUGGCAUAUUUACUUCUAGCUCUCGUCACAUGGUUAAAAAUGUGGUCAAAAACUGAAAUCUGCCAUGAGUUGUUUUCAAAUGCCGAAUGAGGACAUAUGAAUCCAAACUCUUCAAAUGUCCAUGUUUUAGUUGAUGAUUUAUUGUUUUCUUUUAUCAUUUAAUGUGUACUGUAUGUGUUCAGGUGUACUGGUUGUUCAAACUGUGGAUUACUGCCUUUCUUGGCCAAGUCUCCCUUUAAAAGUGUCUCAACAGGAAUAACCUAGCAAAAUGAAAGUUGGUGCUGAAGACUGAGACUGACAGCUGUCAGAGAGAGAGAGGCAGAGAUAGACUCACUGUGAACAGCUGAUUCUGAGCUUCUCUCCUGUGUAAUUUGAGUGAUUAUUGAGUUGGAAGAAUAUUUUUAAGGACCGUUUUUGAAAGGUGGCUAUCACAUAAUCAAAAUGGAAAAUAAGGAGUUUGUUUUCUGUGUAUAAUUUUUCCGUGCCGUAAUGUACUGUAUAGAUUAUAUUGUACCCAGUUUGGUUGACAUGUUUGGUACAUUAAAAUGCAAGGAUAUUCAUAAAUCGAAGUAACAUUUUUGCUUGGCUGGCCAGCUAAGGGGGGUCCUGUGUAAUUUUCUUUCUGGGGACCCAAAAUCCCUAGCUACACCCCUGUCCUGGCUCAUGGGAAUGGUCCUCAACAUGGACUUGCACCGCUUCAGGAUAGUUAACCUCUACGCUGAGCUGAAAGCCCUCAGAUGUCAUGUCUUCAACCCGGCCCAAACCACCAAGAUGAUGGACAAUGGGGGGACCUUGUCAUCUAAAUCCAUCUUGAGGGAAAACCAAAGGUGGAGGCUCCCUCAUUCAGUAAACAGGGUGUUCAGGCCAGUGAGAGCCACUGUGACACCACAAGCUUCCUCAGCAGCAUCAUGCAGUUCUGUCACAGCAGCUCUGACAGGAAAAGGCUGGCCUAAAGCCCUUGCUCUAAAGAGGAAAGCUGACCAGCUGGUGUGACCGUGUGCUCCCUCCAAAAGCACAAAGAGACCUUGAAGCUCUGAGCCUGAACAUCAGAGCAAAAAGCUCCAACCUGACCUCAAGGCUCCAACCUGAACAUCUUAGAGCGUCCCUGAUGACGAGCUCUGUGAGCAGCCCUCCAGCCUCUCAGCACCUGGCGUAUCUGUGAAACGCAACAUCACAUUCAAGCUAGUGAGCGCUGUGACGAGCGUGUGCUGUAUGAAGCUCUCUGUCAGGAUGGAUCCAGCGGGAUUUUAAAGGAGUGACAGACAACAAAAAAGUCCAGCCCAACCCCUGGUUUGUGCUUAUGUGCAAACAACAUGUAAUAUUGACUACUGGUUGUAAUCACACACCCAAGAAUCCACUCUUUCAUUAAAAACAGACGUCCAGUUCAGCGGAGAGCAACACAGCCGCUCGGAUGUGACCCCUCUGAAACCACACACACACACACACAGCCACACCCUCCCUAACGUCAUGGCGGUGGAUUGCAGAGCAACGCGUUCCCAUGACGCAGAACUUCGAAUGGUCAACGAUGGCUAAAGAUGCUCUCAUAUUAUGAACUAGUCAGAAACUGGUCCAGCGUUCAUCAGCACACACUGAAAAAAAGUACAACAAUGCUGUUUUAGGAUUGAUGUAAUUUUCUGUUUUACAACAGCCUAAAAUUAUUGAUUUGUUCAUUAAAUCUAAGUCUUCUAAAUAAUCUUAAAUGUCGAACCUUUAUUUUUCAUUUAAACAGGCAGCUGAACACCAAAUUAAAUUCUGUCAUUGGAUCAAUGUAUUGGGCGAUCCAGGAAGCAGUCGCCCGGAGCAGGGACUGCUGGGAUUGUUUGGUACAAGGGAGUUCACUCUUCUGCUGUUCUAUAAUGUUCAUGUUUCAUUGUGGGGUUGUCAUGGUGCAUGAUUUGUUUGUUGGUUCAUGAUUUUUGGGGGAGUGUGUUCUUUACAAAUGUCCCACCAUGAGUGAGGGUUUAAUAGUGCACACUACACUGCCUGUUGAUGUGUGUGUUUCUGUGUUAAAAGAAACUAUAGAUAUUCAUGUUUACUGCAUAAAAAAACUUGUCUAUGAGCCAUUCUUUACCACAGUUAGCCACAAUGUUAUUUAUGGCAUCAAGCCUGCUGUAUGCGUCUGAAACAACACCCUGAGUGGAUAUGAGGAACAUUUGAUGUGACAGCAGCUGCCAAUUUUUAAGCGGCUCUCCUGCUACAC